Molecule: messenger RNA, 678 nt
Organism: Hibiscus syriacus
Lineage: Eukaryota; Viridiplantae; Streptophyta; Magnoliopsida; Malvales; Malvaceae
Product: 40S ribosomal protein S15a-1-like
Exons: 4
Coding region: 117-509 (130 amino acids)
Biological process (GO): translation
Cellular component (GO): cytosolic small ribosomal subunit; ribosome
Molecular function (GO): structural constituent of ribosome
Source: RefSeq, a predicted model, not a curated record
AACCUAGCAAUCAGCAAAGCUCUUGCCUUUUCCUCUCACUAGUCACUACUCUUCAAUCCCCAGACGCGGCCGCCGGUUUUUGCUUUCUGCAGCAGGAGUAGCUUGUAUUCGGAAAGAUGGUGAGGGUCAGCGUUCUAAAUGAUGCACUGAAGAGCAUGUACAAUGCGGAGAAGAGGGGCAAACGUCAGGUCAUGAUCAGGCCUUCCUCAAAAGUGAUCAUCAAGUUCCUUAUGGUUAUGCAGAAACAUGGUUACAUCGGAGAGUUUGAGUAUGUUGAUGACCACAGAGCUGGUAAAAUCGUGGUUGAACUGAAUGGAAGGCUUAACAAGUGCGGGGUCAUCAGUCCCCGUUUUGACAUAGGAGUGAAGGAGAUUGAGGGUUGGACUGCAAGGUUACUUCCUUCUAGACAGUUUGGGUACAUUGUGCUGACUACAUCUGCUGGAAUAAUGGACCAUGAGGAAGCCAGAAGAAAGAAUGUUGGUGGAAAGGUACUUGGCUUCUUCUAUUGAGUGAUUUCUUCUUUAAGAAUGAUGUGUUUUAGGGCUGGGGCUUGAUGGUUAGCCAUCAUCUUGCCUGUGAUGAAGAUUUUCAAUCGGUAGUUGUUAUUUCCUUUUGCAUUAACGGUUUGGAUUAUUCUUAUUUCAAAGUUUAUGCAAUUCUCUUGAAAUUUUCAUUCCA